Lycium ferocissimum is the source of this 1241-nucleotide messenger RNA. RefSeq lists its product as uncharacterized. Lineage: Eukaryota; Viridiplantae; Streptophyta; Magnoliopsida; Solanales; Solanaceae. Gene Ontology annotation, molecular function: Hsp90 protein binding. Bases 95 to 1195 code for a protein of 366 amino acids. The record is from RefSeq and is a predicted model, not a curated record. The transcript is spliced from 8 exons.
AUAUAUUAACAAAGUCUUGGAAUUGUCCUCCCGGAGCCUGAAGUGUGAAGUCUGACCGGUGUUUAGAACUCCGUUUUGAGUUGGGGCAAUAAGAAUGGCGUUAUGGAUGGAAGCUGGUUCAGAACCAAAAACAGAGAAAGAAUUAGCUGACCUUGAUGCUAUCUCUGCUCUCAAAGAAUCUACCGCUCUUGAACUUAAGGAAAAUGGCAACGAAUAUGUCAAGAUGGGCAAGAAGCAUUAUUCGGAUGCUAUUGAUUGCUAUACCAGGGCAAUAAAUCAGAAUGCUUUAAGUGAUGCUGAGCAGUCAAUUCUCUAUUCAAACAGAGCUCAUGUCAAUCUUCUCUUGGGAAAUUAUAGACGUGCACUCCAGGAUGCAGAAGACGCAACCAAAUUAAAUCCAAGUAAUGUUAAGGCUCUUUAUAGAGCAGCAAAAGCAUCAUUUUCCCUGAAUCUGUUGGCUGAAGCAAAAGGGCUCUGCGAGAAAGGUCUUCAGCACUCGUCAUCUAAUGAAGAACUGAAGAAGCUUGCUAAGCAGAUUGAUAUACAAAAAUCAGAAAAGGAACGGCGUGAUGCUGAAGUGUCUAAAGCAGUAUCUUCUGCUAAGGCCCUUGUUUCUGCAUUCGAGAGUAGAGGAUUGAAGAUUGGGAAGCCCAUGUAUCAAGAACUCACUGGACUGAAAAAGCCAACAUUAGACAGAAGUAAUAUUCUUCAUUGGCCCGUUCUUCUUCUGUAUCCAGAGGUUAUGUCCAGCGACUUCAUAGAGGAGUUCUGUGAGACUGACAUGUUUUCAGCGCAUCUUGAUAUGAUGUUUUCAGAAGGUUGUCCACCUCUGCCAUGGGAUAAAGAAAAUGCUUACACUCGUGAUGCUAUUGAGUUGUAUUAUGAGGCUUGUGCUGGUGUCUGUUUAUCCAAGCGAGAUAUUCUUCGCUAUCUGUUGGAAGGAACAGCUGCUUCUCAUGUAGAAGACUUUGGUGAUGAGGAGAGUGGUUCUGCUCAGAGUUUAACCAAGGCUAACAUUUCACAAGCGGAUGCUGCUAGAUGGGUCAAAAUUAAUGAGAAGAGAACACUUUAUAACGUUCUAAAGGAACCAAGUUGUGUAGUUCCCGGGAUUCCUGUGUUUUGGGUUGUCUCACGGAACUCCAGCUUCUAUAAAGACUUCAAAUCUGGAAAUUGGUCCCCUCCAGAACUGGCAUGAAUUUGUGGUGGAGUUGCAAGUCCCUAUUGACAUGCAAGUGCCCUGG